Chenopodium quinoa (quinoa) is the source of this 2244-nucleotide messenger RNA. RefSeq names its product GDSL esterase/lipase 4-like. NCBI's taxonomy places the organism in Eukaryota, Viridiplantae, Streptophyta, Magnoliopsida, Caryophyllales, Amaranthaceae. Gene Ontology annotation, biological process: lipid metabolic process. The record is from RefSeq and is a predicted model, not a curated record. The transcript is spliced from 5 exons. Bases 351 to 1436 code for a protein of 361 amino acids. Gene Ontology annotation, molecular function: lipase activity.
UAGUUCAAUACUAAUAAGACUACUCGUUUUACUGCAAAUAGGCCAUUAAUUUCAACCUAAUAAGGAUAGGAUUAGUCCCCAUAAUCUACCAUUAAACAUGAUACAGUCUCUAAUCAUUAAGCAUAAAUCAUAAGAUAUGGUGUUUCAUGAAUUAAAAAUGGACCGCACAUAGUACGGUAGAAUGCAUACCACGUCCUAAUAAUUAAUCACUAACGUGCUUCCAUUUAAUCAAACUCUGUAUCAUACAUUAUUUCACCCAAUUUUACACUCCAAAAUUUAACCAAAAAAAAUAUAACAAAUAAAGCUGGUCUAUUCUUGAUGCACAAAAUUAAACACAUUGACUUUUUUUCAUGGGAAGAAGAACAAGGACCAUAUUGCUAACAUUGGCGCUAUAUGCAACUCUACUCUUUACCACCUCCAAUGCCCAAGCCAAGACUCCCUUAUUCGUGUUCGGCGAUUCGCUCUACGAUGGCGGUAUGACCUUGUACAACGGUAUCGAGGGGGCCGGUGCCGAGUUUUGGCCUUAUGGUGAUACUUACUUCAAGAGACCUGCUGGGAGGUAUAGUGAUGGUCGUGUAAUCCCAGAUUUCUUAGCUCAAUAUGUGGGUUUGCCAUUUUUGCGGCCAUAUUUGCAACCAGGGCUUGAGGACUUUACCCAAGGAAUUAAUUUUGCAUCUGCAAGUGCUUGUGUGCUGGUUGAAACUCGUCCAGGAACGAUAAAUUUGGCAAGGCAAAUGUACUAUUUCAACCAGAUGUUUCAUCGAUUGAAACUACAAGUUGGAGAAUUUGAGGCUAAUAAGAUAAUAUCCAAAGCAGUUUACUUGUUUAACAUUGGAGGAAAUGACUUAUUUAGCCUUUUCGAGACGAAUAGGGAAGGAUUCCCUCUCUCCCCUUUUUUGAAGAGAGACUACGUGAACCAGAUACUUGGUAACCUUACCAAUCACAUUUACACAAUCUACAGCCAAGGAGGAAGGAAGUUUGCGUUCCAAAAUGUAGGACCUAUUGGGUGCAUGCCAUCAAUGAAGUCUAUGCUACACUAUGAUGGAAGUUGUCUCGAGGAGCCAUUAGAGCUAGCCAGGAUGUACAACGCUGAAUUCGCGACACUAGCUAAUCGAUUGCAAUACCGUUUACCAGGGUUCAAAUACACAAUAUAUGACUUCCACACCUCCUUGCACAUCCGUGUCUUAAAUGGCAAUAGAUUUGGAUUCAAGGAAAGUGAAACAGCAUGUUGUGGAAGUGGACCCUUCAACGGUGGCUUCACUUGCCAGAAGGAAGGGCAUAGCUUCUCAAUUUGUAGCAAUCCAGCCGACUAUUUAUGGUUCGAUGCAGGGCAUACUACCGAUAGAGCUAACGAGCAAUUCGCGAGUGAAUUUUGGUUGGGAGGACCCAACGUCGUUGCUCCUUAUAACUUGCAGAGUUUCUUGGCCAUGAGUUGAUUAAACCUCUUCACAUAGCUAGUUGCAACUGACCAAGCAAAGGUCCAUCUGCUCAAUUAGACCUCCUACUAUAUACUCCCUUCAUUUGAUAAUUAUAAUCUAUAUUUUGCAAGUUUUGGCAAAAGAAAUUUACAUUACACAAAUCACUAGUAUUAGGGCUAGUAAUAGAAUAGUUGUCCAGGUGAACAUGUACAAUUGUGUCAUAUUCUUCUUAGUCACGAGGUUUCAACCGUGAGAAAAAAUUUUCAUUUUUUUUUUUUUUUUUUUUUUUGUGUGAGAGAUCCACAAUCCCAGAAUCCACUGAAAUCGGGAGGGAAUGUCUAACCACUUGAGUUAUCCCUAAUUGUCAUGAAAAAAUAUUCUUAGUCUACAUAUGUUUAGGGUAAUGUAACUAUUAGUUUAAGACAGAAAAUUUAGAAAUGUAUACUAUUUUUUUCAAAUAUUAUUUUUAUAUGUAGUUUUGAGCUAAAAAAGGUUUAGCAACACUAAAUUCUUGAAUCAGUAAUUGAUCAUGUAUGAUGGGCCUCGGCAGUUAACGAAUGGCAAAACAUAUUGGGCCAGUGGAUGUUGUACUUCGGCCCAAUAAUAUAAGCGGUCUACCAAAAAUAUGGGCUUCUGGCCCAAUAGGAUCGACAACAUGUGAAGUCCAGCAAAAGUUUAGCCCUUUAAUACAACAACAACGCAUCCCUUUACUAAUAUUGAUUUUUUUUUUGAAUUUUUAAUAUGAAAUGUUAAGCUAUAUUCCACUAUAAAUUUUGGAAUAUAUAUAUCUUCCUAUUUUGUGUCAAAAAAAAAAAAUAUUCCACUA